Pocillopora verrucosa is the source of this 1038-nucleotide messenger RNA. RefSeq names its product pituitary tumor-transforming gene 1 protein-interacting protein. Gene Ontology annotation, biological process: protein import into nucleus. Gene Ontology annotation, cellular component: nucleus; cytoplasm. Lineage: Eukaryota; Metazoa; Cnidaria; Anthozoa; Scleractinia; Pocilloporidae. The record is from RefSeq and is a predicted model, not a curated record.
ACACAAUGAAAGGUGAUGACGUCAUACCCUUCCCAGAGUUCAUAUGACAGCGUAGAAAUCUUUAUUGAGGAAAGAACACUGAGGCCUCGAGUUAUGAUGCGUCCUUACAACCGUGUUUCGUGUGCUUUCGUGCUUUUAUUGGUUUGUUUGAUACAGCUUUCCCUUGUACAACUAUGUCUGGGAACUAAAGAAGCAGAAGACAAGUGCCUUCAAUACAGUAACAAGACCUGCAAAGAUUGUAUUGAACAGGAUGGGUGUGCAUUUUGUGAGGGGAGUAGCAAGUGUGUGAAAUUUGAUUCUGUAAAAAGCAUAAUGAAUAAAGCUUGUGGAAGCCAGGAUUGGAAAUACAAGCAAUGUGUGGUAUCUGGCAAAGUCCUGAUCAUUGCCAUUCCAGUGGCAGGGUUUGUGGUACUGGUCGCAUUAGGAUGUUGUAUCUACUGUUGCUGUUGCCGCAAGAAGAAGCUAAGAGGACCUGGCAAAGAAGAAGCAAAGUGGCGUCGUCAGAGGGAGGAAAUAGAGAUUAAACACAAAGAAAGGCGUGAAGAGAGAAAGAAGAAGCAUGAUGAAAUCAGGAAGAAAUAUGGUCUCUACAGAAAAGAUGCAGACUCAGAAGAUGUGGAAGAUGGCCGCUAUCACCGAUUUGACAAUGCAGCUGUGGCAUAAAUAUAAUCCUUGCCUUCUCCUUUUGCUCUUGUAAAAUAGUAGAGUAGUGGUAUAAUGUGGGGUUUUUUUUUAUUUGGGUGCAAUUAUUAAUUUUGAAGUUAAGUAUAAUGCAAGAAUUUGUAUGCAUUGUUGCAAAGCAAAAUAUGAAUUCAGAAUUACUGCUUGUAACAUUUAAAUUUAAGUUGAUAGUCCCUCAAAACUUGAUCCUCAGUCUUUAAUUCUCGAUAGGGGAUUCCCUAAAGUUGCUAGGCAUAAGGCUAGAAUAGUAUUUCAAGAUGUUUGAACCAAGUGUAGAGGUUUUUUUUAGAGUUUUAAGGCAAGAAAACAAAAUAAGUUCAGCAUGAUUAAUUUUUCAGACAACCUGAAGCUUCCUAC